AACACACACACACACACUUCAGACACACAUAAUUACACACCACACUUUUAAUACGCUCUCUAACACACACACACACACACACACACACACUUACAGAGCCUUCAGAAAGUAUUCAUACCCCUUGACUUUUUCCACAUUUUGUUUUGUUCAAAUUAAAAUAGCUUCCUGUUGAUUUUUCAGCAGCCUGGUGGUCUGGGGGUAAAUGCUAUUGGCUAGUCUGACAGUUUUAGCCAUUGAUCUCCUAUAAAAAAGCAUUGUAUUUGGGACAAAUUAUUCACAAAAUCUCAACUGAAUCUUGUAAUGAAUGAUGUAGAAAUUGAGCAAGUUGAGGAGACGUACCUUCUUGGAAUAACCCUAGAUUAUUAACUGUCCUGGUCAAAAUAUAUUGAUGAAUAUAUUGAUGAAUAUAUUGAUGGGGAGAAAUCUGUCUAUAAUAAAGCACUGCUCUUCCUUCUUAACAACACUAUCAACAAGGCAGGUCCUACAGGCCCUAGUUUCUACCUUCUUAACAGCACUAUCAACAAGGCAGGUCCUACAGGUCCUAGUUUCUACCUUCUUAACAACACUAUCAACAAGGCAGGUCCUACAGGCCCUGGUUUCUACCUUCUUAACAGCACUAUCAACAAGGCAGGUCCUACAGGCCCUAGUUUCUACCUUCUUAACAACACUAUCAACAAGGCAGGUCCUACAGGCCCUAGUUUCUACCUUCUUAACAACACUAUCAACAAGGCAGGUCCUACAGGCCCUAGUUUCUACCUUCUUAACAGCACUAUCAACAAGGCAGGUCCUACAGGCCCUAGUUUCUACCUUCUUAACAACACUAUCAACAAGGCAGGUCCUACAGGUCCUAGUUUCUACCUUCUUAACAGCACUAUCAACAAGGCAGGUCCUACAGGCCCUAGUUUCUACCUUCUUAACAGCACUAUCAACAAGGCAGGUCCUACAGGCCCUAGUUUCUACCUUCUUAACAACACUAUCAACAAGGCAGGUCCUACAGGCCCUAGUUUCUACCUUCUUAACAACACUAUCAACAAGGCAGGUCCUACAGGUCCUAGUUUCUACCUUCUUAACAGCACUAUCAACAAGGCAGGUCCUACAGGCCCUAGUUUCUACCUUCUUAACAGCACUAUCAACAAGGCAGGUCCUACAGGUCCUAGUUUCUACCUUCUUAACAACACUAUCAACAAGGCAGGUCCUACAGGCCCUAGUUUCUACCUUCUUAACAACACUAUCAACAAGGCAGGUCCUACAGGCCCUAGUUUCUACCUUCUUAACAACACUAUCAACAAGGCAGGUCCUACAGGCCCUAGUUUCUACCUUCUUAACAGCACUAUCAACAAGGCAGGUGAGUCUUUCUGGGUAAGUCUUUCUGGGUAAGUCUCUAAGAGUGAUUACAGCUGUGAGUCUUUCUGGGUAUUAUAUAUUUAUGUAUUUCACUUUCAAUAAAUUAGCAAUCAUUUAUAAAAACAUGUUUUAAUUUUGUCAUUACGGGGUAUUGUGUGUAUAGUGCAGUCAGUAACUAUUCAGGCGCCACAUUUUGUUAAGUAACAGUCCUAUUCUAAAAUUGAUUACAUUUAUUUUUUCCCUCAUAAAUCUACAUACAAUAACCCAUAGGGCCAAAGCGAAAACAGGUUUUUAGACAUUUUUGGAGACUUGAAAUUGAGCUCAGGUACAUCUACAUCUAGUUUCUACACCUUGAUUGGAGUCCACCUGUGGUAAAUUCAAUUGAUUGGACAUGAUUUGGAAAGUCACACACCUGUCUAUAUAAGGUCCCACAGUUGACAGUGCAUGUCAGAGCAAAAACCAAACCAUGAUGCCGAAGGAAUUGUCCGUAGAGCUCCGAGACAGGAUUGUGUCGAGACACAGAUCUGGGGAAGGGUACCCAAAAAUGUCUGCAGCAUUGAAGGUCCCCAAGAACACAGUGGCCUCCAUCAUUCUUAAAUGGAAGACGUUUUGUACCACCGGGACUCUUCCUAGAGCUGGCCGCCCGGCCAAACUGACCAAUCGGGGAGAAGGGUCUUGUUCUCUUGGAACUCCAGAGUUCCUCUGUAGAGAAAGGUUCAGCUUAAAACAGGACAACAACCCUAAGCACUCAGCCAAGACAAUGCAGGAGUGGCUUCGGGAUAAGUCUCUCAAUGUCCUUGAGUGGCCCACUCAGAGCCUGGACUUCAACCCGAUCUAACAUCUCUGUAGAGACUUGAAAAAUGGCUGUGCAGCAACGCUCCCCAUCCAACCUGACAGAGCUUGAGAGGAUCUACAGAGUAGAAUGGGAGAAACUCCCCAAAUACAGGUGUGCCAAGCUUGUAGCGUCAUACCCACAAAAAAAAAAUCUAUUUAAUCCAUUUUGAUUUCAGACUGUAAGACAACAAAAUGUGGAAUAAGAGUAGAGGUGUGAAUACUUU
Oncorhynchus keta (chum salmon) is the source of this 2402-nucleotide messenger RNA. RefSeq lists its product as uncharacterized. Lineage: Eukaryota; Metazoa; Chordata; Actinopteri; Salmoniformes; Salmonidae. The record is from RefSeq and is a predicted model, not a curated record. Bases 389 to 1363 code for a protein of 324 amino acids. The transcript is spliced from 3 exons.